AACCGUACCUCCGAAGUAAAGAUUCUUCGGUUCAGAAAGAUGAAGACACCAAUUGUUUCUACAAGAGCUUGGUCUGAUAAAGGCCUCAACUUGCAAUGCAACGGGGUCAGAUUAUUGAAAGAAAACAUUUUGCAAAUGAGCAGGUUAGGAGAGACUCUACCGCGGUGGAAGCUACCACGAUUUUUGCUUUUCACACUUGAACACAUAUCUGAUCACCAGAGAACAGCAUCAUUCAGCUUCAAGAAGGCAUUUGUUCUUGCAAACACUUUGAUGCUCAUUCUUCCUCUUGAUGCUGUGGCAGAAACAUGUGAGGCUGAUAACUCUGUUAUGAGCAUGCCUCUAUUACUCGGUGUAGCCCUCAUAGGGGCUGCUGUUGGGGGAGUGCUAGCACGAGAAAGAAGAGGUGAAUUAAAGCAUUUAAACAAUCAGCUACGCCAAAUCAAUGCAGCACUAAGACGACAAGCAAAGAUAGAAUCCUAUGCUCCCAACUUGAGCUAUGCACCUGUAGGCAGAGUCUCGGAGGCCGAGGUUAUUGUAGAUCCUAGAAAACAACAACUAAUGACAAAGCUGAGAACUGGGAAGAAUUACUUGAGGAAUCAAGAUCCAGAGAAAGCUUUUCCAGAGUUCAAGGCAGCUCUCGAGCUUGCACAGGAUAUUGGGGACCAUGUCGAGGAAAAGAAGGCAGCAAGAGGCUUAGGAGCAUCACUGCAGAGACAAGGGAAAUACAAGGAUGCUAUAAAAUACCACUCUAGGGUUUUGGAGUUAUCAAAACAAGUUGGUGAGGACUCCGGCACUACAGAGGCUUAUGGCGCAAUAGCUGAUUGUUAUACGGAGCUCGGAGAUCUUGAGCGAGCUGCGAAGUUCUAUGACCAAUACAUAGCAAGACUGCAAAAGGAUUGGCCAACCUAAGCGUUGGAUGCUUCCUUUGCUGUUUUAUAGGAAGUUGGUGCUAGCUGGGCUCUCAAGAGUAUGAUACUUGAUAUGUUAGAUGAUGAAUGCGGCAUUUCCUUUUUUGGCUACUGAUACUCCGUUUUCUUUGGUUUUUAACCUCUGGCGGGUGGCAGAUUUUUGCUUAUUUAUACAAGAUAACGUCUUGUUUGCA
Asparagus officinalis (garden asparagus) is the source of this 1102-nucleotide messenger RNA. RefSeq names its product protein FLUORESCENT IN BLUE LIGHT, chloroplastic-like. Gene Ontology annotation, molecular function: protein binding. NCBI's taxonomy places the organism in Eukaryota, Viridiplantae, Streptophyta, Magnoliopsida, Asparagales, Asparagaceae. Gene Ontology annotation, biological process: chlorophyll biosynthetic process. The record is from RefSeq and is a predicted model, not a curated record. The transcript is spliced from 5 exons. The coding region runs from base 40 to 909 and encodes 289 amino acids.